CGCCGAGGCGCCUGAGCAGGUCGCAAGUGCCCCGUUCCACUCCAGUUAUGGCGGCCCCCCGACAGGCCGCGGACGGCGGCGCUCUGGAAACACGCGGUCUGGAGCGGAUUCUGGAGGCGUUGAAGCUGCUGCUGAGCCCGGGAGGAUCAGGCUCAAGUUCACUGCAGAUCACAAAACAUGAUAUCUUGUUGGCUACUUUAAAAUCUAACCUGUCUGCUUUGGAGGACAAAUUGCUGAAGGAUCCUCACUGGAAGAAAUUGAAACUCCUAAGGGAUGAAAUUGCUAAUAAGGCAGAAUGGCCACAAAAUUCUGUGGAUGUCACCUGGAGUUUUACCUCUCAAACCUUACUGUUGCUGUUGUGCUUGAAGGAAACCAUGAUCCACCUUGCAGCUGAUUUCAAUCCGGGUAAACCCAACCCUAGGACUCCAGAAGCUGCUCCUGCUCUGAGCCCAGAUACACUUAGUAUCUCACAGCAGAAGACUGUCCAGUCAGUCUUGCAGUUUGUAGUCACCUUGGGUGUCUGCCCCUAUCUCAUGCCUGGUGUUGGAGUCCCUUUGAGAUAUAGGACGGAGUUCGGGGCCGUUGUUCAAGAUGUGGUAUGUCUUGAUGUUGCCCCGGAUGCAACCCGGAGACUGUACACCAGCUGCAGGGUCCUCCUAAAUGUUGCUCAGCAUGCAUCUCUGGGGAGCUUGAUUUUCUGCCGCCAUUUUGGGGAUAUUGCUGCAGGCCUGUGCCAACUGGGGUUCUGCCCAACCAAGAGAAAACCACUAAAACCUGAGGAAGAGGUGUUAACCGAAGAGGAAAGAGCCCUAUCUAGGGAGGCCUUGAGAAACAUCUUGGAUCAAAUAUAUCAACCAUUAGCAGUCCGAGAAUUACUUAUCCUCCAGGGAGGACCACCCCAGUCCUGCACAGAUGUGAAGACACAAGUUAGGUGUCGGGCCCCAGCUUGGCUUCGGCGUCUAUGUGGGCAGCUGCUCUCCGAAAGGUUGAUUAGACCCAGUGGUGUUCAGGCAGUAGUCCGGGGCAUUUUGGAAGGAGCAGGUGCUGGGGCGGCUGGCGGGAGUGAUGCUGAGGCCACGGCUGCUGACUGGAAGAAGUGUGACUUGACUGCAAAGAUUUUGGCCUCUUGUCCCCAGCAGUCUCUUUCACCAGAGGAUUACUAUAGGGAUAUCUGCCCCCAGAUUCUGGAUUUAUUUCACUUUCAAGAUAAAUUGACAGCACGACAAUUUCAGCGAGUUGCUACCACUACCUUUAUAACUAUGUCAAGAGAACACCCACAAUUGGCAGCAAAGUAUUUGCUUCAGCCAAUGUUAGCUCCUCUUCAUCGAUGUUUAAAUACAGCAGAGAUUCCAGAGAGUGACGUGGUGCCUGGGACCAUUUUGGUGACAGAAGAAGAACUUAGUAGAUGUAUUGAGGAUGUAUUUAAGGUGUAUGUGGUCGGGAAUGAACCUUCAACAGUUUUGGUGGAUUCCCUGCUUCCAGUCCUGGGAGUCCUCUUUUCUCUCUACUGUUUUACCAAGCAGGGUGUGUCUCACAUAAGGUCACUUUGCCAAGAGAUCUUAUUGUGGAUUCUGGGGAAGCUGGAGAGGAAGAAGGCGAUUGCCAGCCUGAAAGGAUUUGCAGGGUUGGACAAAUCUGUGCCCUCUCUCCAUUGUCUGUGUCACUUUAGAGCUGCCACUCAAGGUGGCAUUAUGAUUACCAUCAAAGAGGCCAUUUGUGAUGAAGAUGAAGAUGAAGCCUUGUAUCAGAAGGUGUCCUCAGAGCAAUGCCAGAUAGAGCAUCUCGGGGACUUGCUGUCCCAUUGCCAGGAAUGUGGUUUGGCAGGCGACUUCUUCAUCUUCUGCUUGAAGGAGUUGACGUGUGUGGCUGAGGAACAUGAAGCAGAAUUAAAAACAAAGCCUUUCUCCAGCAAAAGCCUCUUGGAAUUGGAGCAGCACCAAACUCUUCUUGUGGAAGGCCAGGAGCAGAAACUGCUGGUCCUCCAGCUGGUGGCUGUUCUGUGCGAGAGAAUGUCUGAGCAGAUAUUUACAAACAUCACUCAGGUGGUGGACUUUGUAGCAGCAACACUGCAGCGAGCAUGUGCAAGCUUGGCCCACCAGACAGAGAGCACUGUGGAAUCACAGACACUGAGCAUGUCCAUGGGGCUGGUGGCUGUCAUGCUGGGAGGAGCUGUUCAGUUGAAGUCAAGUGAUUUUGCUGUCCUGAAGCAGUUGCUGCCUCUAUUGGAGAAGGUCUCCAACACAUACCCUGACCCUGUCAUCCAAGAACUUGCUGCUGAUCUCCGCAUCACCAUCUCCACCCACGGAGCCUUUUCCACUGAGGCUGUCAGUGUGGCUGCCCAGAGUACCCUGAACAAAAAGGAUCCACAAGGGAAAAUAGAAGGGCAGCAACAAAGCAGUCGUGAAAGAUCCACUGAUGUGUCUCAUAGCCACCUCACACAACAGCAAAGCCGUGAGAAAUCCAAUGAGACAGACCUGAAAUCUAAUGCUCCACUCAUCCCUCAGGAGGUCAGUGAACCCAGCACCACUACAAAUCAGAAAUCUGGAAGCAUAACCACAGAGCAGCUCCAGGAAGUUCUUUUAUCAGCUUAUGAUCCUCAGAUUCCAACACGGGCUGCUGCCCUGCGCACUCUUUCCUGCUGGAUAGAGCAGAGAGAGGCAAAAGCCCUUGAGAUGCAAGAGAAACUUCUCAAGAUUUUCUUGGAGAACUUGGAGCAUGAAGACACCUUUGUAUAUCUGUCCGCCAUUCAGGGGAUUGCCCUGCUCUCAGAUGCGUACCCUGAGAAAAUCUUGCUUGGCCUGUUGACUCAGUAUGACAGUGGUAAAGACAAGCACACUCCGGAGACCAGAAUGAAAGUUGGAGAAGUCCUGAUGCGAAUUGUCAGGACAUUAGGGGUCAUGGUCUCAAAGUACCGAGAACCUUUGAUCCACACCUUCCUGAGGGGAGCGAGAGAUCCAGAUAGUGCUCACAGGGCCAGCAGCUUAUCUAACCUUGGAGAACUGUGCCAGAGGCUGGACUUUCUGCUGGGCUCCGUGGUUCAUGAGGUGACAGCUUGCCUGAUUGCUGUGGCUAAAACAGACCAUGAAGUUCAAGUGCGCAGAGCUGCCGUCCACGUGAUUGUCCUGCUGCUUCGGGGACUCAGCCAGAAAGCUACUGAGGUGCUGAGGGACGUCCUCAAGGAUCUCUACCACCUGCUGAAGCAUGUGGUGCGUUUGGAGCCCGAUGACGUGGCCAAACUCCAUGCCCAGCUGGCCCUGGAAGAGCUGGAUGAGAUAAUGAGAAACUUCCUGUUCCCACCACAGAAGCUGGAGAAAAAGAUUGUUGCUCUGCCAUAGACCUGAGUCAAAGGACAUCAAGGAGGCAGAGGGGGACCAAGCAGCCAGAGCAGUGCCCAAGCCUUCCGGCAGGUGGCCCCACUGCCUCUUUGGUGCGGGCAAUACGGCUGACCCUGGAAGUGGCUUUACGUCUCUGGUCAUUUGUGUCUUCAGGCUGACCGUCCUAAAGCAUCUAUUUAGCUACAUCCUGCAUCCAGCCUGAAGUGUGUGCCGUUAAAAGAAAAAAGAUUAUAAAUCUCAUUAAUCUGCACAUUUUUCACUGUGCCGUAGCAUUUAGAGAAGGAUGUCUACCUGAUGGAAGUAUAUUUUUUAACACGACUGAUGGAAUUUGAUUAAUUGGCCACUUGCUUCUUGAGUAGAAGAGCUUGGCCAGCCGUAUGUUACAUGUCUUGAUAUUCUUUCGUGGUGAGAUUGUUCUUCCCUGUGGUAAAGCGGAGCAGCCAGAGCUAGUCAUCCUUGGCUGCUCAAGAGGCAUUUCAGAGAAUGGAGAUGCAGUUGGAGGUAGGGAGGGGAAGGAAAUUAUCAAAACAUGCAAAACGGAAUAAAAUUAUCUUGGCUGGAAAGAAUAAGAGGUCUGAAUCUUGUCCUCUGC
Messenger RNA from Diceros bicornis minor, 3927 nucleotides. RefSeq names its product transport and golgi organization 6 homolog (gene TANGO6). The transcript is spliced from 18 exons. Bases 48 to 3335 code for a protein of 1095 amino acids. NCBI's taxonomy places the organism in Eukaryota, Metazoa, Chordata, Mammalia, Perissodactyla, Rhinocerotidae. Gene Ontology annotation, biological process: protein secretion. The record is from RefSeq and is a predicted model, not a curated record.